Penicillium subrubescens is the source of this 1041-nucleotide messenger RNA. Its product is annotated as glycoside hydrolase family 16 protein. Lineage: Eukaryota; Fungi; Ascomycota; Eurotiomycetes; Eurotiales; Aspergillaceae. Gene Ontology annotation, biological process: glucan catabolic process. The record is from RefSeq and is a predicted model, not a curated record. The transcript is spliced from 3 exons. Bases 1 to 1041 code for a protein of 346 amino acids. Gene Ontology annotation, molecular function: hydrolase activity, hydrolyzing O-glycosyl compounds.
AUGAAGCAGCCAUAUUCACCCCGCAGCUGGUCUCUGCGCAAAAAGCCAAUUGCUUCCCCCGAGUUACUCGUUGGCACAGCAAUUCUAGCAGUCCUCUUCAACCUCAUCCAAGGCGCCAAAGCACAAGCAUACCCCGACUAUUCCUCCAUCAGAUACCAGUUACUUGACUCUUACGGGGGUCCUUCGUUCUUCGAUCAAUUCAACUACUUUUCAGGCGAUGAUCCAACAGAUGGUUAUGUAACCUACGUAAACCGAGGAACCGCCCAAUCCCUCAACCUCACCUCCGCAACAGAUACAACAGCAACCCUCCGCGUAGACGCCUCAACCCCCAACCCCUCCGGCGGCCGCAACUCCGUCCGCGUCGAAUCAAAAAACACAUACAACUCCGGCCUCUUCAUCUUCGACAUCAUCCACACACCCUACGGCUGCGGGACAUGGCCAGCACUCUGGCUCACAGAUGGCCCCAACUGGCCGAAUAAUGGGGAAAUAGAUAUCCUCGAGUCUCAUAACCAUGGUUCCCAUGGUAAUGAAAUGUCCCUGCAUACGACGGGUGGGUGUAGUAUGGAUGGUGGGGAGAGGAGACAGAGUGGGACGAGCUUGGAGGGGAAUUGUGAUAUUGGGAGUGAUGGGAAUGCUGGGUGUGGUGUUACGGGGGAUCUGGGGACUUAUGGGGUUGGGUUUAAUGGGGGUGGUGGUGGGGUGUAUGCGUUGGAACUCCGUGACGCAGGCAUUCGGAUCUGGAAUUUCCCUCGUGCCUCGAUUCCAUCGGAUAUCAACGAUGGAUCAUCUCCGGAUCCUUCGUCCUGGGGAAUACCGUUGGCCGAUUUCCCCAGUACAAACUGUGAUAUUGGGUCUCAUUUCCGGAAUCUGAAUAUCGUGGCUAAUAUUGAUCUUUGUGGAGAGUUGGCGGGGACUUCGACUCAUUAUACUCAAAUGUAUAAUUGUCCGGGAUCGUGCACUGAUUUCGUGGCGAAUAACCCGUCGCAAUUCGAGGAUGCGUAUUGGGAGUUUGGUGGGAUCAGGGUUUAUCAGGCUUCUUGA